Molecule: messenger RNA, 580 nt
Organism: Amoebophrya sp. A120
Lineage: Eukaryota; Dinophyceae; Syndiniales; Amoebophryaceae
Source: the annotation of a GenBank genome assembly
GAGAGACUCGCCGCACGACGAGAGGAAACGGAAUAACUCGGACAAAGUUUUUGUGGGUUGCAAACAGCACAAAUCGGAUUCGUUUGUUUAAGGUUUUACGUUUCAUCACGAGUGCAAAUAAAAAGAGAGCUUUGCUUUCGUCUUCAAUCGUUUUGCUUCUCUUCACCAAAGCACAUCAAUGAGCCCUCUUUUCACCCAGCCUCGUGUGCGUGUGCGUGUGAUGGUAUUCGUGGCUCAAGCCACUAACUUGUUGCAAGCUGUAAGUUGACAAGUCUGAAAAGAAUCAAAAGUAAAUGUCUCCAAUUCGCCUUGGGUGAGUUUUCUCUUCCUCUCAAAACAAAGCCUGUUCCUGCGGCGAAUCACGAGCGGAGUGCGCAAAGAUCUUCGGCGCUGAUCAAGAGCAUUCAGAUCUUGGAUCACCUUAGAAGCACUAUCUUAAAAUGAAGAUGCUCAUACUUUUACUUUAAGCGAUUACAUUUACAAUUAAUAUAAGGAGAUAGGUCGCGUGCUAUGCAACUGCCAGUUUGUCAAGUAUUCCGUGCUCCAGCUUAAUGUUGACAGCGUGUCCGUGUUCUCCUCG